UGAUAAUUUUGGUUGUUGGUUUCACAGAUGUCUCUGUUUCUUGGUAAUCUAUCUCCUCAUGUCCGACGAGAUGAACUUGAACGUGUUUUCCGGAGGUUUGGGCGUAGUAAUGUGCAUCUGAAAGAUGGAUAUGGUUUUGUCAUAUUUGAUGUUCCUUACAAUGCAGAAAAAGCUCUCAGAGCACUUCGAGGAAAAAAUAUUUGUGGGGAGCCAGUGUCUAUUACAUGGGCAAACAAACAGCCAAGGCCUUUUCAAAGAUUUGCACGAGGUACCAGGUCCUAUGAACCAAACCAUGGGAAGAAUUUCACAAGGGGAGACAGUUAUGGUAUGAGAAAGAAGGAUGUAAACAGGCGACCAGACUAUAAAAUUGGUGCCGAGCACCUAGAUAGUACCAGUGGUCUGCCACACAUGGUGGAUCCACUUGAGGAGGAAAUUGUUCAUCACCAGGAGCGUACUGGAAAUCACGGAGAAGAAAAAUGUCACAACUCCAAGGCAAGAUUGCCGGACGGAGGUGCUAGCAUUGCACCCAAUCUUGUGGAUAAUGACAGAUGGGGUGAACCUGCCAGUGUCCCAUUGAAUGAUAAUGGAGUCGAAAAUGGAACCAACUUUGAUCGUUAUGAACCUUACCAUGGGUUUGACAAAAGAGAUGAAGAAGAAAACCAACAAAUGAAUGGUUCUUAUGUAUCUCCUACUUGUGGAAUAUCUCAAGAGAAACAUUGGAAAGUGCAUAGUGGUGAAGCAACAUUGAAGCAACCUAAUACUCCAAAACCCCAACAAACCUGCUAUGGUUGUGGGUUAACUGGCCACAUAAUGCGUUACUGUCCCCAAGCAGAUACUUCUCAACAGGAGAGAUUUACCCAUUUUGAUCAUAGGAGAGAUGAUAGAAUUGGUUUUAGAGGUAGUGGUAAUGUGGAGUCAGAAAGACUGAGGCGUUCAUCGCAUCGAGGGCUGAAGUCGAGUAAAGAUCCUAUGAUGACGAGGCAGCAGAGGACUGACAGAGUGGCACAUGGUUCUGGAAAGUCUAGGAAAUUGGUUAGGAGGAAUGGAAGCUCUCCUGCAAAUAGGGAAACAUCCCGGUCUCAGCCUAGAAGGGAAAAUCAAGGUAGAAAGAGAAGUAGAGCGGAACCUGGAAGUCUGAAGAAACACCAUGGGAAAAAGUCAAGGAAGUCAGCUUCAUCUCCCAUGCAUUCAAAUUCAAUUACUUCCAGUUCUCGCUCACAUUCGUGGUCCUCAAAGUCUGUUUCUGGGAUCAGUUCCCGUUCUAGAUCAGGACCAGUUUCUAGAUCACGUUCAGUGUCAUCCUCUUCAACAUCAUCCUAUUCGCGGUCUGAAAGUUCUAGGUCCAGGUCAAGUUCUCCAUCUACCUUGUCUUUGUCCAUAUCACCUGGUCGGCCUUUACCAUCUUCCCCAAGUAAGGUACCAACGAAGGCAACUAGUGCUUCCUUGAAGGAAUUUCUGGAGAAUGUCCCUAGUUCCCAAUCCAAGCACCUUUCGGUUGAGCAAAAACAGCUACUGGAAAUUGAUGCAAGUUCAGAGAAUUCAAAACAAAAAGGUGCAAGUGUUGCAGUGAAAGAUGAGAAUACGUUAUUAUACUUAAAAGUAGAGGAUGAGAUGAAAAAGGAUAGUCAUGGGCAGCUGGACAACGAUAGCAACCAUACUAUUUCUAGGAUUCGGUGUGAGGUAACAAAUGUGGGCACAACUUCAUUGGAACAAUGUACUGCUGAUAAUUCAUCUUCGGAGAAAUCGACAGACGAGAGGGAACUUCAGAAAUUACAGCCACUAGAACAUAUAGAGUCACCAAGUGGAAAGAAAAAUCCUGAGUUUCUUGUUAAUUCACAGACUAACAAUUCCACAAGAAUAUCCUCAGAUGAGAUGUACAUGGUCUUGAAACACCAUGGAUCAACACUGCCAGAAAAAAGUGAAAUGCACUUGCCUAUGGAGGUUGUCUUUGGUUCGGCUCGGUUAUGGCCUUGGGAGAGCAUUUAUUACCGCCGACUAAAGAAGGGUCCAAUAACAACUGAGAAUUAUGCUCGACGGGUUGCUCAAAAUUUAGAAUUUGGUAUUGUGGAUAAGUAUGUCAGAAGCAGUAGUGGAUGGGGAGAAUGUGAUCAUAACAAUUCCUGAUUUGUUGCUCCAUUUGUGUGUGGACUUGGUCAAGGCCUGCAGAACCCCAACAUGUUUUCAUAGCUUUUCGUUGUAUGCUUUGUUGAGGUGUACCUCCAAUAUAAACAGGUAAUUCUCGGUAUAUAGUCUUGUCCAAUUCUAGUCCUCAUACUAAAAUUUUGGUUG
Telopea speciosissima is the source of this 2289-nucleotide messenger RNA. Its product is annotated as serine/arginine-rich splicing factor 4-like. Gene Ontology annotation, molecular function: RNA binding; zinc ion binding. The transcript has a single exon. Lineage: Eukaryota; Viridiplantae; Streptophyta; Magnoliopsida; Proteales; Proteaceae. The coding region runs from base 28 to 2124 and encodes 698 amino acids. The record is from RefSeq and is a predicted model, not a curated record.